Molecule: messenger RNA, 678 nt
Organism: Cryptomeria japonica (Japanese cedar)
Lineage: Eukaryota; Viridiplantae; Streptophyta; Pinopsida; Cupressales; Cupressaceae
Product: mavicyanin
Exons: 2
Coding region: 115-612 (165 amino acids)
Cellular component (GO): plasma membrane
Molecular function (GO): electron transfer activity
Source: RefSeq, a predicted model, not a curated record
UCUUCUAUAAAGACUAUUCGCCACUUCUUUAUUCAUACAGUUAUUCUCUGCUCAUUCUGAUUCUCCUGCAUUAGUUCUAUCUCUAUUCUUCUCCUCCGCGCACAAAAAGAUAGAAUGGCAUUGAAUAAGGGGCUGCUCUUUUGGGUUGCGUUCUUAUCUGUUUUUCAAGCUUCUAUGGCGGAUCAGAUCAAGGUAGGAGGAACAGGGACAUGGGAUAAGACCACUAAUUAUCAGAACUGGGCAGACAGUACUACUUUUCAUGUCGGGGACUCAAUCGCAUUUACAUACAACUCGGCGCACUCUGUAGUGGAGACAGAUUCAAUGGGGUUCCAGUCGUGCACACCUUCAACCAUACUUUUGCAAGAUAACAGUGGAAGUACGGUGGUACCGCUUAAAACUGAAGGAACGCAUUACUUCAUCUGCAACACUCCUGGGCAUUGCUCAAGUGGAAUGAAAUUUAGUGUUACUGUUCUUCCCUCCACCAUCAGCCCAACCACGACCACGCCCACCUCCACUGAAGAGAAAAACUUGGCUGCCACUGUAGCGCCACCAAAAUCUCUCUUAGCUGGUGUGGGAAUAAUGGGCAUCGCUCCUUUUAUACUCUUCAUAUAAAUCAGCCUCAUUUGUGAGGUCUUGAUUUUAUGUAGUUUAUUAUUCAAUAAUAUGUAUUUUCAUUUA